This is a messenger RNA of Octopus bimaculoides (California two-spot octopus), 1093 nucleotides long. Its product is annotated as dnaJ homolog subfamily C member 28. Lineage: Eukaryota; Metazoa; Mollusca; Cephalopoda; Octopoda; Octopodidae. The record is from RefSeq and is a predicted model, not a curated record.
UUUUCAUUGCAGCUAAGUUCAAAUUCAUUUCUUGGUCACAAGAGAAAGAAUAAUUCCAUUCAUCUCGAGAAUUACAACAUUUUAAAUGUCAACCAAAAAAGCACCGCAGAAGAAGUGCGAGAAUCUUAUAUACGACUUGCGAAAAAGUUUCAUCCAGAUAGUGGAUCGGAGAAUGCCAACCCAGAAAAAUUUGCCCAGAUCCAAGAUGCCUAUUACUCAAUUAUGAGGAACUUACAACAGCAUCAGGUUUCCAAACCAGAAAUACCUCUAAAAGAUGAAGACAGUGAGAAAAUUGAACGUCUGUCUCCACACCAUCGACAUUACCUCAGCUUUGAAGGAAUCGGCAGUGGAACCCCUACCAGGAGGGAGAGACAAUAUCGGCAACAUCAAAUAAGACGAGCAGCAGAGAACAUUUUUCAGUACAGGAUCGAGAAGUAUGGAGAAACGGAGGACAGUGCAAUGGUUGUGAAGGACAAGAAAGCAACAAGAAAGCACAAAAUAAGUAAUACCAUCGACCGUGUUGUGGAGGACCUCAUUCAGGACGCUAUGUCCAAGGGAGAAUUCCAUAAUCUCUCAGGAGCUGGCAAACCUAUUGUCUACAAAAAUGUGACUACGACCCUUGACUCCCACACUCAUAGACUGAACCAAGUUUUAAUCAACAAUGGCUACUCACCUGAGUGGAUUACAAUGAUGAAAGAGAUAAGGGAACAUGUUGCUCUUUUACGUCAUAACAUCGCCAUGCAUUAUACACAAGGGCCGACCAACCUCACCGCCCAUGCAGUUGAGAAGUUCCAAACUGGCAUCAGGGACAUAAACGUCAAGAUAGAUAAAUACAACAUGAUAGUGCCAAUCCUCCGCAAACAAAUGGUCCACUACGAUUGUGGGAAAGAACUGAGCACCGUACAGGCCAAGCCCCACCGUUACAUAAACCCAGAAUUAAAUAAAAUUUCGGCAAAGGUGCUCGCCCAGAAAGAUGCUCUUCAUAGCGAUCCUAUUAACUGGUCACAAGUAUGGAAGGACAUUAAGGCAGUAUUUAAGUAAUUACAUAUCAACUAGGGAACCAAUUAAAUAAACUUGUUAUUUUUUGUUUGUU